Laetiporus sulphureus 93-53 is the source of this 1020-nucleotide messenger RNA. RefSeq lists its product as uncharacterized. The transcript is spliced from 6 exons. The coding region runs from base 1 to 1020 and encodes 339 amino acids. The record is from RefSeq and is a predicted model, not a curated record. Lineage: Eukaryota; Fungi; Basidiomycota; Agaricomycetes; Polyporales; Laetiporaceae.
AUGACAUAUCCGAUUGCUGAGGCACAACUCGUGGCGUUGUUCAUGCAAAGCGUCACUUAUGGCAUUCACGUUGUAACAUUCUCACUGUGCAUGUAUACAUGGUACCGCCGGACGGGCCAUUCAGGAGCGCCAAGAUGUGGGCCGUGGAUGGUCGUUCCGGUGGCUUUGUUCGUGCUCGGCACCGUCGACGUCUCCUUUAAUCUUUACCACAACCUCAUUGCGUUCAUUUUCUACACGGGACCCGGAGGUGCGGAGGCGGAAUUCAAGCAACUCUCGAACUGGGUAAACGCAAUAAGGAGCGUCUGGUACGUUGUCAGUGCCAGCGUCUCCGAUGCGGCUUUGAGGAUGCAGCGGAUGGUGGUGACCGUGCUUAUAGUGCUGUGGGUUGGGAUGGCCGUGUCGGAAGUGAUUGAGUUGUACUACCUGUUCACCUUGAAGGCACCGAGCUCCAUUCCUGACGCGCGGAAAAUUCAACCCUACUUGGAUGCUUUCUUCUGUACGUCGCUUAGCAUAAACAUUCUAUCCACCGGGAUGAUUGUGUGGCGAAUCUGGAGAAUCCAACGACAAAAAGCGAAGGCUUUCGCGCAGAGUUUUGGAAGCUCUGGUGGAUUGGAUCUACUCAACAUCAUCCGGAUCUUCCUCGAAUCUGCACUCUUGUAUACGCUGUGCGUCGCACUGACGUUUAUUGCGAACUUUGCUGGAAGCAACAUCAGCUACGGUUUCUCUGACAUUAGUGUCGAGAUAGCCGGAGUCUCUUUUGAUCUCAUAAUUAUUCGGAUCUGGAAAGGGGUUGCCACUGAGCAAACAGACCAGUUUGCUAGCUCGUUAAAUUGGGAGGCUAGCCGUGGUGGGGCUACUGUCGAUUCGACCGAUCCUGCGACGACGGGAUCUUCAACUUUUACAGAGCUGAAUGAGCUCACUUCACAUAGCCGCAAAAAUGCAGUCCACUUUGGAAGCGGUGAUAGCUUGUCUGAUCGAUUGGAGGAUCAGAAGGCGCUUCCGAAGGUGGCUCACAUCUGA